Paramormyrops kingsleyae is the source of this 4107-nucleotide messenger RNA. Its product is annotated as integrator complex subunit 6-like. NCBI's taxonomy places the organism in Eukaryota, Metazoa, Chordata, Actinopteri, Osteoglossiformes, Mormyridae. Gene Ontology annotation, biological process: snRNA 3'-end processing. The record is from RefSeq and is a predicted model, not a curated record. Gene Ontology annotation, cellular component: integrator complex.
AGCGCGAGCACUAAGAGCGUUCAGUUAAGACAGAGGGGUACUCGAGCGGCGGCAAGGGCUGGCUGUAGGACCCUCAUAUGAGGGGGGGUCUGAUUAUUAAAAAAUAUAUAUAAUUCCCAUAUAGAUAUUAUGUAUGCCCCGGCUGCCGAAUAGGUCAUAUAUGUCAAGUUUGACAUUUUGAAAUAAGCAUUACAUCUCCAUGAUUUAAAAAAAUGCCUAUUUUACUCUUUUUGAUAGACACGUCCGCGUCUAUGAAUCAACGCACUUAUUUGGGUACGACGUAUCUGGACAUUGCUAAAGGCGCGGUUGAGAUCUUUAUGAAGCUGCGUGCCCGAGAUCCGGCUAGUAGAGGCGACAGGUACAUGCUAGUUACAUUUGACGAACCGCCAUAUGGAGUUAAGGCUGGCUGGAAAGAGAACCACGCCUCAUUCAUGGCCGAGCUGAAGAACCUGCAGGCUUUGGGCCUCAGCACCCUGGGCCAUGCUCUCCGGGCCGCCUUCGACCUGCUCAAUCUCAACCGCCUCGUCUCCGGGAUCGACAACUACGGCCAGGGCCGGAACCCCUUCUUCCUGGAGCCGUCGGUGAUCAUCACCAUCACGGAUGGGAGCCGGUUGACGCACAGCUCGGGGGUGCAGGAGGAGCUGCACCUGCCCCUGCACUCGCCCCUGCCCGGCAGUGAGCUGACCAAGGAGCCCUUCCGCUGGGACCAGCGCCUCUUCGCCCUGGUUCUGCGUCUCCCGGGCGCCGCCGUCCCCGAUAGCGAGCAGCUCGGCAGCGUGCCCAGCGAUGAGUCGGCCAUCACGCAGAUGUGCGAGGUCACCGGAGGCCGGUCUUACUGCGUGCGGACCCAGCGUAUGCUGAAUCAGUGCCUGGAGUCGCUGGUGCAGAAGGUUCUGAGCGGCGUGGUCAUAAACUUUGAGAAGACGGGCCCAGAUCCGCCCCUGCUGAACGACGAUGGCCUGCUGGACCCGGUACGCCCCCCGCUUCCCACUGGACCACAGUCUUGGCACAGCUGUCACAAGCUGAUCUAUGUGCGGCCCAACCCCAAGACAGGGGUCCCUGUAGGCCACUGGCCCAUUCCUGAAUCCUUCUGGCCCGACCAGAACUCGCCCACCCUGCCCCCGCGACCCUCCCACCCCCAGGUGCGUUUCUCCUGCGUCGACUGCGAGCCCAUGGUGAUCGACAAGCUGCCCUUUGACAAGUACGAGCUGGAGCCGUCCCCUCUGACGCAGUACAUCCUGGAGAGGAAGACGCCGCAUGUGUGCUGGCAGGUGUUCGUGUCCAGCAGCGGGAAGCACAGUGACCUGGGCCAGCCCUUCGGCUACCUGAAGGCCAGCACCACGCUCACCUGCGUCAACCUCUUCGUCAUGCCUUACAACUACCCCGUCAUCCUGCCUCUCCUGGAUGACCUGUUCAAGGUGCACAAGUUGAAGCCAAACCUGAAGUGGAGACAGGCCUUUGAGACCUACCUGAAGACCUUGCCUCCCUACUACCUCCUGCCCCUGAAGAAAGCACUCAGGAUGAUGGGAGCCCCGAACCUCAUCUCUGAUAACAUCGACUGCGGCCUGAGCUACAGCGUCAUCUCUUACCUGAAAAAGCUGAGUCAGCAGGCCAAGAUAGAGUCUGAUCGCCUGAUUGUGUCCGUGGGCAAGAGGCCCCCCCAGGAGAUGGGCAUCAAGGUGGGCAAGCACUCGAGCGCCCCGUCGCUGUCUCACGGCUGCGACUUCAAGCACCUGCUGCGGUGUGUCACCGGCGACGCCCCCCUGCCCGACGUCAGCGCCAAGGAGUUUGCCGGCUUCCAGAUCGCGCUGCUCAGCAAGGACGUUAAACCCCAGGCCUACCGGAACGCCUUUGAUAUUUCACGCCGGAACCUUCUGGAUCAGCUGACGCGCAUGCGCACUAACCUGCUACGCACCACACAGAAGCUCAUUCGCGGCCAGGAUGAAGACUACCUGCACAGCAUUCCGGUCGCUCAGAUGGGAAACUACCAGGAAUACCUGAAGGCCAUGCCUUCUCCCCUGCGGGAGAUUGACCCCGACCAGCCCAAGCGGAUGCACACGUUCGGGAACCCCUUCAAGCAGGACAAGAAGGGGAUGAUGGUGGACGAAGCGGACGAGUUUGUCGCAGGCCCUCAGAGCAAGAAGCGAGGGGGUGGGGGUGACCCCAGUCUGGGGGUGGCACCCAAGAGGAGGAGGAGCAUGUCACCCCUGCUGCGGCGGCCCCCGACGCCGCCCGUCGUCACCAACCAUGUGCUGGGGAAGGGCCCCCCCGGGACCCCGAGCAGCAACAGCUUCAUCAAGACCUCCACGGCACCAAAGGGAACAGAGGGCGGCCUCGUCCCAGGCACAGAGAGCAACGGGGGUGUCAGAGGUGUGGAACCUGACGGGGGCUGGCCUGGGGGGCUGGACGGGGGUGUUGCCUCUGAGCCGGGGGGCGCUGUGGGCGCCAAUCACGGAGGUGGAUUGCAGGGCGACUUUGGGGAGGAUGGCCUGGGUGAGAGGCCCGCUGAGCGGGCGGAGCACGGCGAGGAGCUGAGUCCUCCCGGCGCGGAGGGCUGUGCCGAGAGUCCCGAGGGGGAGGCCGACCCCGUCAGGGAGCCCGACACCAUCUUCAUACCUCCACUAGAGGGCAGCAACGCAGAACUGCGCAUGAGGGUCAUCAAGGAAGUGCGGAAGCCGGGCAGGAAUUACCAGACCAUUUUCCGGCUGUUAGAGGAAGUGCGGGGCCCCGUGGAGGUGCAGAAGUACUUCAUCCAGAACACCAUCAAGGAGGCCUGCAGGUUUAAGAAGCGUGUCCUAAUCCAGCAGCUGGAGGCAGCCCUGGAGGAGAUGGACACCCCACAGCUCAUGACCAACAACGCCCACUGCAGGUAGCAUGGAGGCGGCGCACCCCUGGGGGAUGAAGGCACGACGGUGACCCAUCUGCGGCGGGGGUUGCCCAGGGCCUAAAACACGGAGCGUGUCUUUAUGUUUCUGCUCAACCGAACGGUGAAAAGAAGCAAAUGAAUAGCUGUCUCCAGGGUAGAGAUGUGUGACCCUGCCGGAGGGGACGGCUGGCUGGGGGUGUGGCCUGAGUACGGGGAGGAGCUUGAUGGACGUGUUGAAGGAAGUAGGGUCUCUCGCACGUGGCUGAUGCAGAGGGAGGAAAGGCAGAAGGCUGGAUAAGUGACACCAGUGGGAGUCUCAACUACCUCAGAGGCAUUUUAUGUAUAUUGUUUCAGUGAAUAUUUUCACAUAAAUGCCCCUGUCACCUGAUGGCUACAUUUCUACAUUGUUUGACCAGUCUUUGUUUAAAGCUUUCCAGUAAAAACAAAUCUCAUUAGAAGGCUGAAAGUGACGCACGUUCCCUCCAGUGGACACACAGAUACUGGCUGUUUGGGGAUGCUGUUCACGCCCAUAUACCCAUAAUGCACCAGUCAAACUAAUACCUGAAGACAUUUUGGAUCUUUGGCUGGAUAAGGAUGGAUUGCUGAUAAACUUCUGUAAAAUUCUGGAUUAGUUAAGGCCUGUUAGCUGCCAAACCCAGUCUGCCUCCAUGGGUCUGGUUCAUUUAGCCACAGUGUGCAUCACAGGACUGGUCCAGAACCACACUGCAGUCACCUCAGUGCAGGACAAGUCGGUCCACUUGCAUCAUCCAGAACCACACUGCACUCACCUCCUCACAGAACUAGUAGGUCUGGUUACGUCAUCAAGAACCACACUGCAGUCACCUCCUCAUAGAACCGACUGGUCCGGUUACAUCAUCCAGUACCACAGUGCAGUCACCUCAGAGAACCAGUGGGUCUGGUUACAUCAUCCAGAACCACAAUGCACUCACCUCCUUACAGAACCGGGCGGUCCGGUUAUGUAUCAUCCACAACCACACCAUAGUCACCUUGUCACCGGACGGGUCAGUUCUGUUACGUUGUUCAAAACCACAGACCAGAUCUGUUUUUUGUCUUUGGUGAAAGAUGUAUAUUAAUUUUUAAUGUUCAUACAUAAUAAAAGGCUAUUUUUGGACAGUAUUCUUACCAAAGCAAAAAAUGACUAUUUUAAAAUAAACCUUGUAUAAUACAUUUUGUAAACAUGUCUUUUUUUAACAAAAUAAACCUGAGGAGAGUUAACAUGA